AACACCACACACACAAUCCACCUCUCCCUGUUCAUUGAUUAAGAUUGACAUUCCGAUUCCGUUGAACGUCAAAAUACUUGUGCGAACCAUCACCGCCGCCGUCGUCCGUCAUCGAAUUCGUUUGUUUGUUUGUUUGUUCGUUCGUUCGWAGUUUCGUACGUWCGUUGCGUCCGGUACACCCGCGCUCCAUUGUUUUUAUCAUUCGACGUCGUCGUUGCAUGCACCCGCGUAUCGGCAGCACGACACCACCCCGUACGCGCGCACAGUGCAGUGCAUAUACGGUGCGGUCAAACAACAGUCGCGUCCAUGACAAUAUCAACGCAAUCCGCGCGCACCAACAACGCCGCUGCUUCGUCUCCAUCUCUGUCGUUACUGUAGCUAUCGUUUCGUAGGGGAAUCGUUCUCGAUCACAUACGCCAGCCGUCGCUGCAGUCUAGCACAGAGCCGUCGCCACUGAUUAUCGUCGAUUUAGCCGCCGCCAUGGGACCGAAAAUCGUUUGCCUGGCGGUCGUCUGCGUUUUUCUUGUGCACAACGUGCUUGCACAAUCUGAUAAAAAUGUAUCAUCUACUAAGCCUUCAAAACCAUAUAAGGAUGAAUUAUUUAUUGAUGAUGAAUCUGAAAAUGCAGAUGAUGGUGACACUGAUAAAUUAGAUGCUGAUGAUAUGAUGCUUGAUGAAGAAGGUAGUGGUAUGAGCCCCCCAUCAAAAGGAACAGGGGCUGAAGACAUGGAAUCAAGUGGCUCCGGCUAUGGACCUGAUGAUGAGGAUGCACACGUUGGUGGUAAAAGCAAAGGUAAACCAGGAGUUGAUUCUGAGGAGGAUGAUGACGAUAUGGAUGAUGGUGAUGAUGAAGAUGAAGAUGACAAUGAAGAUUUUGAUACAGAAAAACCACAAAAGGCGUUUACUCCUGUAACUUCUACAUCAACUACAACUACAACAGUCAAGAGUCUCGAUGAAGAAUCUAAUUUCCCUGAACAGCCUAAACAAAACAUUGAUGAUGUCAAUCUGGCACCUAGUGUACCUAAUGUACCUGAAGUACCUCAGACUACAUCUACGUCUACUCUUCCACCACCUCCUUCCAAUGCUAUUGAUGAACAUUCUAGCGGUAAUGGAGUCUAUAUAAGUCCAAACAGCCACCCUGAGCGAACAUCUUCAUUUUUCGCACAACCUGGCAUACUUGCAGCUGUUAUUGGAGGUGCCGUCGUGGGAUUGUUAUGCGCGAUUCUAGUGGUUAUGUUCAUUGUAUACAGGAUGCGUAAAAAGGAUGAGGGAUCUUAUCCGUUAGAAGAAACUAAACGUUCACCAGCAACAAAUCCAUACCUAAAGCCUUCACAUCGCGAAUUUUAUGCAUGAGUACAUUCGUAAAUUGGUUACUCGAGCCUAUGAACAUAGUAUACGUUAUAAUAAUAAUAUUGUUUUAUCACCUCCUUCCCCGUAAGACAAUUUAACAAUUCCAAAGGCAGCUAUAUGACUUCUAGUCAAAAAUACAUUUAUAUAUAUAAAUGAUAAAUAGAGUUUCAUUAUAAAUAAUCAACCUUUUAAAACACAAAAAAUU
Messenger RNA from Diuraphis noxia (Russian wheat aphid), 1555 nucleotides. RefSeq names its product Syndecan. Gene Ontology annotation, cellular component: membrane; cell surface. Gene Ontology annotation, biological process: cell migration. The record is from RefSeq and is a predicted model, not a curated record. Lineage: Eukaryota; Metazoa; Arthropoda; Insecta; Hemiptera; Aphididae.